AAAAGCGCGCCCUCUGAGAAAGCCUGUCUGUUCUUUUACUGGAGAGAGAGAGAGGGCCAAACUCUCUGAUUGAUUAAGAGAGAGAGAGGGAGAGAUUUCUUCUUCUCCCUGCCCCAAAUCUUUCACAGAGAUCUCUCUGCCCACCUCUCUUUCCUCGCAUUCUUUUCUUCUUUUCUCUUUUAUGUUGCUGCUAGAUUAAUAAUUGGAGUUGGGAGAAAAGGGUUGGUGGUGGUGCUCGCUGGUGCUGGAAUGGCGGCUCUGCAUGGGGGUGGAGGUCGGAUUCUGAGACGCUGAGUUGGAUUUCUUCCCAAGCGGGACCAUGAAGUUCGGCUCAAAGAAGGGGUGGAAAACCCUUAUGCCUCUUCGCCUGCAUAGGAAAUCUGCUACCCGUUUCUGUAUGUUUCCCAAGGUCCGCUCUGCCAGCCAAACACCAGGAAAUGCACCGGUUUAUCUGAAUGUGUAUGAUUUGACGCCCAUGAAUGGCUAUGUUUAUUGGGCAGGCCUUGGGAUUUAUCACACUGGCGUUGAAGUUCAUGGUGUGGAAUAUGCAUUUGGGGCACAUGACUAUCCAACAAGUGGGGUCUUUGAGGUUGAGCCUCGGCAAUGUCCAGGCUUCAGGUUUAGAAAAUCGAUAUUCAUGGGUACAACCUGCUUAGACCCAAUGCAGGUUAGAGAGUUUAUGGAGCUUCAUUCUGUAAACUACAAUGGAAAUACAUAUCAUUUGAUUGUGAAGAACUGCAACCAUUUUUGCAAGGAUAUUUGUUAUAAGCUGACUGGUAACAGAAUUCCAAAAUGGGUGAACAGACUUGCCAGGAUAGGGGGUGGUGGGGUGCAACGAUAUUGGUCUCCCUCAUCAUUCGGAGCCCUCUGCAACUGCUUAUUGCCUGAGACCCUUAAGAUUUCUGCUGUUCAUCAUGAUCCAGAUUCCCAAGCUGAGGAUGGCGAGAAAAGGAGGUUGAGAAGUGCCUUCAGUUGCCUAUCUUCAAUCUCUAUGCGUCAGAGGCAGUUGUCAGCAUCCUCUCUUUUCUUGCCCUCUCCCCUAAAAGGGUGCCUUCCACCAUGGGAGUUAAAAAGGUCUGGUGCCAUCCUGUUGAAGGAGAGGAAAGCAUUUGAUCAGUUUUUGAGCUCUGGUAUGAAAUGAUGGCAAUGUAAAACAAGAUACAAGCUUUUCAGGAAAAAUUGCCACAGGGAAAAGCAUGGCAAAAUGUUGUUUGAUGCUAAGUGAAGGGAAAGUGUAUAAGUCUUUGUAUGGUUUUGUUUAGGCUGGCAUACUAAGUGGUGACUGUCUUAUGUGGCUCUGUAUCUGUCUGAUGAUUUUAAACUCUAGCAAUGCUGUCAUUUUGUCAUGGCAGUGAUGGUAUCCCAUGUCGAAAUGACUGCUGUUCUCAUUUCCUUGAAAUACUAAUGCUUGAUGAGCUUUCUUGUGUUGUACUUC
This is a messenger RNA of Phoenix dactylifera (date palm), 1435 nucleotides long. The record is from RefSeq and is a predicted model, not a curated record. NCBI's taxonomy places the organism in Eukaryota, Viridiplantae, Streptophyta, Magnoliopsida, Arecales, Arecaceae.